UUUCCUGACACAAAAUGGAGGAGUUGAACAUUUUAGCUAAUUAAUCUAGACAGUAUAACGCGUUGACAGUGCGAUUUGAGUAUUAUUUAAGAAUUUUGGCAUAAACGUGAAUUACAUACAGUGAAAUGACUGUGAAUGAAAAAUGACAGAAUAAAGACUAAAAUUUAAUACAAAUAAAUAAAUAUGUUGAUUCUGAUUUUAUUCAUCAGGUCUCACCUGACGCAGUGUGGUGAAAUCACGCAUGUUUAUGAGCCAUGGGUUUCUCAGAUCGGUUGUCUGGCUGUAUGGUGACAGAGAAAGGCUGUCGUUAUGUGUCUUUGGCUCUGAGUUCAAACCCCUCACACCUGAGAGAGCUGGAUCUGAGCUACAAUCACCCAGGAGAUUCAGGAGUCAAGCUGCUUUCUGAAAAAUAUAAGGAUCCAAACUGCAAACUGGACAAACUCAAUGUGGAUCAUGGAGGAGAAUCCAGGAUUACAGCAGGACUGAACAAAUAUGCCUGUUUUCUCACACUGGAUCCAAACAGAACACACAAUCAACUCAUUCUGUCUGAGGAGAACAGAAAUGUGACAGGUUUAAGAGAGAAUCGGUCGUAUCCUGAUCAUCCAGACAGAUUUGAUGCGUUUCCUCAGGUGUUGUGUAGAGAGAGUGUGUGUGGACGCUGUUACUGGGAGAUUGAGUGGAGUGGACGUGUGUUUGUAUCAGUGUCAUAUAAGAGCAUCAGCAGGAAGGGACAGGGUCAUAAGUGUGUGUUUGGAUGUAAUGAUCAGUCCUGGAGUUUGAUCUGCUCUCCUGACAGAUACUCAUUCAUACACAAUAACAUAAAGACUGUUGUCCCUGUGAAGCCCAUCAGUCAUAGAGUAGGAGUGUCUGAUAUCUAUAGAGUAGGAGUGUAUGUGGAUGUGAGUGCAGGAACUCUGUCCUUCUACAGCGUCUCUGACACUAUGAGCCUCAUCCACACAGAACAGAUCACAUUCACUCAGACGCUCUAUCCUGGGUUUGGGUUUGUUUAUAAAGGAUCAGUGAAACUGUGUUGAUGAAUCAGAAUAGACUGAUGAGAGCUUGUACCCAUAAUGCUUUGAGCUGCUGAUGAAUCAGUAAAGAGUGAGAUGUUCUGUAGUCUCUUCAUGACAUUAAUACUGCAGCUCAACUUCUGUCACUCAAAUAACAGUCAGAAUAAAUGUGUGUCAGAAAUCCUCAUAUAGACAGUAAGAUCAGUGUGUGAGUCUAGAUUUGUUUUUUAUUGCCGUGUCUCAUCACUCAUUCGUUUUAUUAGUGUUAAAAAUGUCAAAAUGUCACAGUCUUGGUGAAGACCAUGCAAGUCUUUUCUGUCUUGUUUUUGUGCAGAAAUAAUAAAACAAUAAUAAAUCAAGUUGAGAUCAGAUUGUAAUUGAUGUUUGUAUCAUGAAUAUAAUCGAUUCCUCACAAGACUGAAAUGAACUUCUGACAUUAUGAAAUAUGAAAAUAAUCACAGCAUUUUAUAAAAUAUAUUAUUGUAACUACAGUAAAGCUGUAUU
Molecule: messenger RNA, 1514 nt
Organism: Labeo rohita (rohu)
Lineage: Eukaryota; Metazoa; Chordata; Actinopteri; Cypriniformes; Cyprinidae
Product: stonustoxin subunit beta
Exons: 4
Coding region: 255-1034 (259 amino acids)
Molecular function (GO): protein binding
Source: RefSeq, a predicted model, not a curated record